Protopolystoma xenopodis is the source of this 405-nucleotide messenger RNA. Lineage: Eukaryota; Metazoa; Platyhelminthes; Monogenea; Polystomatidea; Polystomatidae. The record is from the annotation of a GenBank genome assembly.
AUGGCAAGACUCACUGACGAUGCCAGCGAAACGUCUGGGAAUGCACUGCGUCCACGACAUAAUGGAAACAUCUUGCUAGAUAAUGUGGGCCACGUGGUUCACAUUGACUUUGGCUUUAUGCUCUCGGCGUCGCCUGGCAAGAAUUUGGGCUUCGAGACAAGCCCAUUUAAGCUGACGGAAGAGCAGGUGGCUGUGAUGGGGGGGGCGGAUAGUUGCAUGUUUCAAUACUACAAGCUACUCAUCCUUCACGGCCUUUUAGCAGCCAGGAAACACAUGGAGGAGGUAGAUGCUUCUUUUUUUCUAAAGAGAAAUGAAUAUUUGCUAUUCUUAGAGCCAUGGCCCACGAAAUACGAAACGACAAACCAUGAUUUAUCGCUUUUUAAUUACUACUACUACUACUACUAA